AGACGCAGUUGAAAAAAGAAAAAAAUAAAUCUAGACGGUAGUAGACACGGAGUUGGCACUGGCACUUGUGCUUUCCCAAAAUGCAUCAUCCGUUUUGAAGCGAGGAGCUCCAACAUGGAGGCGGCAGUGGUCGAUGCUGGCUCCAAGCUUCUCAAGGCGGGACCAGCAAUCCCUGAUCAGGCUCCCUCCAUGGUAAUUCCUACUAAAAUGAAACGCAUACUUGAGGAUGGAUCCUCAGCUGAUAAUUCACUGUUUGAAGAUGUCUCUAUCGAUCCUGUUGUGCGAGGAUUCAUUAGAGACUGGGAUGCCAUGGAAGAUUUGUUGCACCAUGUUCUAUACACUGGCCUUGGAUGGGAAGUUGGGAAUGAAGGGCAAAUCUUGUUUACAGAUCCGCUUUAUACUCCCAAGGCUGUCAGAGAACAACUGGUGCAAUUGCUGUUUGAAACUUUUAAUGUCUCGGGAUUUUAUGCAUCGGAGCAAGCAGUAUUAUCUCUGUAUGCUGUUGGGCGUAUCUCAGGUUGUACUGUUGAUAUUGGCCAUGGGAAGAUAGACAUAGCCCCGGUACUUGAAGGUGCUGUCCAACACAUUGCCUCAAGAAGAUAUGAAAUUGGAGGGAUUGAUUUGACAAAGUUACUUGCUCAAGAGCUGGCUAAAUCUAAUCCUAUGGUGAACCUCAGCAUCCCUGACGUUGAGAAAUUAAAAGAGCUUUUCUCAUGUUGUGCUGAAGAUGAAGUUGCUUAUGACAGAACCCUUAAAUCAUGUGAGACAGAGGAACACACCCUGCCUGAUGGACAGGUGAUAAGAAUUGGAAGGGAAAGAUUUACUGUUGGUGAGGCAUUGUUCCAACCAUCUAUAUUGGGUUUAGAAACUCAUGGAAUUGUUGAGCAGCUCGUUCAUAGUAUUUCAACAGUUUCUUCUGAGAAUCAGAAGCAACUGCUAGAAAAUACUGUUCUUUGUGGUGGGACUACUUCUAUGACUGGUUUUGAAGAUAGGUUCCAGAAAGAAGCGAGCCUGUGCUCAUCUGCUAUCCGUCCUUCUCUAGUGAAGCCUCCAGAAUAUAUGCCAGAGAAUUUGACAGUGUAUUCGGCAUGGGUGGGAGGUGCAAUUCUUGCUAAAGUGGUGUUUCCACAAAACCAGCAUGUAACGAAGGCAGAUUACGAUGAGACUGGACCUUCUGUUGUUCAUAGAAAGUGUUUUUGAUUAAUUUUACUUUGAGUGAGCUAAGUUCUUGUUCACAGCUUUCUGUCUGUAUUAUAUUAGGAUACUAAUGGCUGUAGAAAAACCAGAAACUGAAAAUUGUGUUUAACUGAUGAAGAAAAAUGCACGCUUAUGUUACUGAUAUCAGUGUAGGUGAGUUGGUAUUUCUUUAAUUUCAAGGAUCAGCAUUUCCCAUUC
Molecule: messenger RNA, 1395 nt
Organism: Durio zibethinus
Lineage: Eukaryota; Viridiplantae; Streptophyta; Magnoliopsida; Malvales; Malvaceae
Product: actin-related protein 7-like
Source: RefSeq, a predicted model, not a curated record